Limanda limanda (common dab) is the source of this 2710-nucleotide messenger RNA. Its product is annotated as sodium- and chloride-dependent GABA transporter 2-like. The transcript is spliced from 16 exons. The record is from RefSeq and is a predicted model, not a curated record. Bases 166 to 2112 code for a protein of 648 amino acids. Gene Ontology annotation, biological process: sodium ion transmembrane transport. NCBI's taxonomy places the organism in Eukaryota, Metazoa, Chordata, Actinopteri, Pleuronectiformes, Pleuronectidae. Gene Ontology annotation, cellular component: membrane.
UGCGCAGAGCAGCACCACAAUAAUCAGGACCAAAGAGGAGCCAAAGCUGCUUUUCUCGUUUUGCUCCUGUGCUCAUGACCUGUGUGUACUGUGAACCCAGCUGAGAGGAAUACUGAUCACUCCGCUGCUGACAGAACCGACCCUUGGGAGAGGGGGGGCUUUGCAAUGGAGGGGGAUUGUCUCAAAGGAAACAGCCUGGAGGUGCCCGCUCCAGAUAACAGGCUGGCGAAGAAGAAUCAGCUGCUGGACCGCGGCCAAUGGGCGAACAAGCUGGAGUUCAUGCUGGCGGUGGCAGGGACACUGGUCGGACUGGGAAACCUCUGGAGGUUCCCCUAUCUGUGCUACAAGAACGGAGGAGGUGCAUUUCUUAUUCCAUAUGUCUUGUUUCUGCUCACCUGUGGUAUCCCUAUGUUCCUCCUGGAGACGGCCAUGGGACAGUACACGUCUCAGGGCUGCAUCACCUGCUGGAGGCACUUCUGCCCCUUGUUUGAAGGGAUCGGGUACGCUACCCAGGUGGUGAUUGCAUACGCUGCCGUGUCAUACAUCGUCAUCCAGGCGUGGGCCUUCUUCUACCUCUUCUCAUCUUUCAGUGCCGAAAUUCCAUGGGCCAGCUGCAGAAACACCUGGAACACAGAGUCUUGUGUUGAAUUUGAUAAAACAAAUGUUUCCUCCAACUGGACAGCAAACGCAACAACACCUGCAACAGAAUUCUGGGAGAGACGAGUACUGGGUAUAUCUCAAGGCAUUGAGGAGGUUGGGAGCCUGAGGUGGGAGUUGGCCCUGUGUCUCCUGCUGGCCUGGAUCCUGUGCUACUUCUGUGUGUGGAAAGGAGUGAGAUCCACUGGAAAGGUAGUUUACUUUACAGCCACUUUCCCAUACUUGAUGUUGGUGGUUCUGUUGGCUCGAGGACUCACUUUACCAGGAGCCAUAGAUGGCAUCACUUUCUACCUGUAUCCUGACCCUACAAGGUUGGUGGACCCUCAAGUUUGGAUGGAUGCAGGGGCUCAAGUUCUCUUCUCCUUUGGCAUCUGUCAGGGGAGUUUGACCGCUCUGGGUAGUUACAACCAGUUUAACAAUAAUUGUUACAAAGAUACAUUUGUUCUCUGUCUGGUGAACGGCAUGUCCAGUUUUGUGGCAGGGUUUGCAAUCUUUUCUGUUUUGGGCUUCAUGUCGCAUGAACAAGGAGUUCCCAUAUCUGAAGUCGCUGCCUCUGGACCUGGGUUGGCAUUUAUUGCUUAUCCACGUGCAGUAGCCAUGAUGCCUUUUCCUCAGUUAUGGUCCAUAUGCUUCUUUGUCAUGGUCAUCUUGUUGGGAGCAGAUACACAGUUUGUGAGUCUGGAGUGCCUGAUGACAUCAGUGACGGACAUGUUUCCCACCGUGUUUCGAAGAGCUUAUCGUCGGGAGUUGCUGCUCCUGUGUCUCUGCACUGUGUGCUUCUUCCUCGGCCUCCUCCUCGUCACAGAGGGGGGCUUGUACUUCCUUCAACUCUUUGACCAUUAUGUUUGCAGCGGCAACAAUCUUCUCCUCCUGUCGGUGUGUCAGUCGAUAGCGAUUGGAUGGAUAUACGGUGCAGACCGUCUCUAUGACAACAUUGAAGACAUGAUUGGUUAUCGUCCAUGGCCAGUGAUGAAGUAUUGCUGGCUUUACGUUACCCCUGGUGUUUGUAUGGUCUCCAGUUUCCCUUCACACCCACACCUGCUCUUACUUAUCCAUCCUGCCUUGCAGUCAACUGUUCUCUUCCUCUCUGCUUCUCAUUCCCAAUCCCAGAUAGAGAUAAAUGUUCUGUGUCAGGGAACCUUCAUCUUUUCAUUGGUGAAGUACAAACCUCUCAAGUUCAACAAGACUUACACCUACCCGACCUGGGCCUAUGCCCUUGGCUGGUGUCUUGGACUUUUCUGCGUUCUCCUGAUUCCACUGUGGAUCAUCUUCAAACUUACUCAGAUGAAAGGAACGAUAUCUCAGAACCUCAAGCAGCUUUGCUGUCCUGAAAACAAGACGCAGAACCCAGAGAACCAGCCUGAGCAAUGCCCUCUGAACCCAGACAACACGCUGACUCCUGCUGCCACCGAACACAAGGGAAGUGGUGGAUCUGAGAUGGAGAUGCAACCGUGAGGCCCUGAACCUUUUGGAUGUUUCAUAUGCGGUGUUUUAUUAUAAAGUCUAAGAUUUACAAAGCUAAGCGUUUCUAAGAAAUAAUAGAGAGCAAUAAAUUCUGCACAAUCAGUAAGGAUUCAUGUGUCACUGUCUUAGACGCACAAAGAGAAGUGAGAGUUUUAUAAAGUGUUUAAAUCUAUUUUUUAAUUUAAGGAAAACCUUUGUGUGAUUAAAGUAAAUCACCAGUUUUAUAUGUCAGCAUCAGUUUCCUACCUCCAUGAAAGAUCAGGACGCAAGUCCACAUAUUCACUGUCCACUGUGUGUCACAGUUCAUUCAUGCAUUCUUUUACUUCCUGUCUGCCUUUUACUAAAUCUCCUGUCGUUCCAGAGCCUGCUUUGCCCCCCCCCCAACCCCCCGCAGCAACCCUGCCUUUUGCAUGCCCCUCGAUUCUUCCCUAUAGUUCUCACUUGUCUUGCUUGUCUCUACCUGUAUGUUUUGCCUGUUUACCUGGUUUACCUGCCUGCCUAGUUACUGACCUCUGACUUGGCCUAAUGUUUGCCCUUUGUCAAUUUUCUGCCUGCCGAGCCUUAAUAAAGGUGAACUGUUUGAAACUUC